Messenger RNA from Penicillium verhagenii, 528 nucleotides. RefSeq lists its product as uncharacterized. The transcript has 2 exons. NCBI's taxonomy places the organism in Eukaryota, Fungi, Ascomycota, Eurotiomycetes, Eurotiales, Aspergillaceae. Gene Ontology annotation, cellular component: mitochondrial outer membrane. The record is from RefSeq and is a predicted model, not a curated record. Gene Ontology annotation, biological process: autophagy of mitochondrion. The coding region runs from base 1 to 528 and encodes 175 amino acids.
AUGGCCUUCCCACUAUUCUCGCCUUCAAUCGUCCGUCUCGGUCUAGGCCUCGGCGUCGGUCUUUCCGUAGCUACCCUCCACCCCCUCUCCCCCUUCCGCACAGCCCCCAUCCAAUGCCAAUACAGUGCGCCGUACUACCGCCCUGAGUCGCAGGCCAAUGCAGACUCCGGCUGGGCUGUUAAAACUGAGGACCCUAUUCUCCACAAGCAGGGUCAUACGGGCAUCGCUGAGCAAGCGAAGGCUGCAUUCCUGUCGCCGGAUAAUAUGCGACAGAUUAGCAUGGGCAGUGUUCUGGGUCUGGUUGCCGGUGUCGGACUGAGGGCUUUCUCGCGGGUGCUGGUUGUCGUACUUGGUAUGGGUAUUGUGUUUAUCGAGUGGGCUGCGUCGAAGGGAUAUAACAUCCUUCCGCUGGAGCGUAUUCAGAAGCUUGUGAAGAGCGUCGAUGUGCAGCGGGCUGUGAACUCGCACCGUCCCUUCAAGUUUAGCUUCGGGACCAUGAUGGCGCUGGCGGCGUUUGCGCAAUUCUAG